CAAAUCCCACUUCGAUCCGAUGAGUAUUGUACGAUAUCAUAGCUAUUGGUCCGGCACAUUCCUCUGUUUUUGAAGCUUCCUCCUGGUGGACUCAUUCUCUCUGGAAAUUCAAAACUUCAAACACAGCGAUACACCACCAGCCUAAGAAAGGAGAGGAGUGAAUAUGUCGGGAAGCGAAGAUCCGUCCGACACAAUGCCCUCGGCCAAACGAAAGAAAAAGAUUCUAUAUUGCUUGGAUUUCGAUGGCGUUUUGUGCGACAGCGUAAACGAAACGUUUCACAGUGGGCUGCGGGCUUGCAGAUUAAUCUGGAACGAAUCCUCGGAUCCGAGCAAACCGAGUCAAUGGAUCGACGACCUCGAUCGCGACUCUCAAAGAAUGAAAACCCUGAUGGAAGACUUUCGGUACGUUCGACCCAUCCUGUACGUCGGGUGGGAAUCGAUCCUGUUGAUCCGGUUUUUGGCAUGCGGGGACGAGGAAGAAACUUUGCUAGGCCCAAACGCCUCGAAAGACGCAGGCGCAGCGCCAAAACGACUUUCGAAGCGCGAUGCCGUGUUCCAAAGGUUCCACAGCGGCCUAAAGGACCACGCACUGGAAGCGUGGGGAUUCUCCGCGCAAGAGUAUGGGGCAGCCCUGUCCGAUGCGCGAAACGCCUGGAUUKCCCAGGGCGACGACGAUGACAGCGGGGRGGGCUCCUGGAUCGAUGCRCAYGGAUUCUAUGGAGGCGCCUGCGAGGCGGUUCGUUACUACCUCAGAGAAAAGGGGAACGAGGAUAUUUACGUCAUAACGACCAAGGCAAAGGAAUUUGCACUCCGGUUGCUCGAAAAACAGGAUCUGUUUCGAUCGGGAACURCAGCUCCCGCUGCUGUUUCCACUAGCMUGUGCUUWAAAGAUUCUCACGUGUUUGGGUUGGGAUCYGGUCCCAAAGCAAGCGUGCUGCAAAGAAUUCUAGAAGAGCGCCAAUCCAAWUACAAUGGCUCAGAACCGAUAGAUUUCGUAGCAGUCAUGGUAGAGGACAACGUCGCGACCCUCGAUAAGAUAUCGAGGUCGCCUGUCGGAAACAAGAUCCUUUCGGYAGUGGCGUCCUGGGGGUACAACUCAAACGAGCAACUGGCUGAGGUUUUCCAAGCCAAAACCAAUCGUCGUGGCAGCGACGACAAAGACGAAAGCAACUGCUACAUCGUUCUUCCGCCGAGGAAGAACCCCGAGUCCCCCGACACCAUGGAGCGGGCGCUCGAGUGGGCACAGUGCAGUAAAGACAGGGAUCCCASUGGGUCAUCCCUGGCAUCGGUGCUUUUGACACCUGGCRACGCUGGAAGGUUGUUGGCAAAGAGCUGUCCGAUCGGAACCCCCAUAGGCAGCGAGGACGAGGACCAGGAUCCAUACGAUUUUUCCUCCGCAGAAAACAUUGCGGAGGCGCAUUUCCGAUAAUACUGGACAUCAUUUUUUARUUCGUGCCUCUGAAAUUGGGAUACCAUAUACUAGUAGUAGUGGAAGAAGUAGUGGCUGCUAAGCUAGUAGCUAACAAGUUUGUGCAGGAAGAUCAAUUUGGAUUUUGGCUUGAGAAUCAUUCGCGAAUUACGACCUUGUAGCAUGGAGUAUGAAACGGAGGAAUACUGAACUAAAGUACUUCGUAUCCACUAAGUACUUCGUAUCCACUACUUGAAUGUACUGUAAUUGAUUUCAAUUUUCGAAAGUACCCGUUGCAACUCAGGCAUUUCUGUAUAGAGCUAUUAAGUACGGACCCCAUUAUAACAAGUAAUUGGCAAUUCCCAUACAAACACUAGUAGAAAAUGUAAGCAAAUAUUUACCAGUAAAACCUGUUAUAUUAACUGUCAAUGCAAUAGAGACCUKUAAAAAAU
Messenger RNA from Pseudo-nitzschia multistriata, 1860 nucleotides. The record is from the annotation of a GenBank genome assembly. Lineage: Eukaryota; Bacillariophyta; Bacillariophyceae; Bacillariales; Bacillariaceae.